AUGGCAUUGGAAGAUUUGAAUGCGGACAUUUCGAAAGCUUUUGAGGACCUUCGCAAUAUUGAAGAUUCUAUAACUGCUUUGGGAAGGAACGAAAGAUUUGGGAUUGUUCGGAGGCGUUUCUCAGAUGGACCACAUGAUUCUUACGCAACGGAUAGGUAUGACACGCGUACAGUAAAUUAUGGCGGAGUGGGAGUGGCUAAUAAAAGACGUUUAGUCAUAUCCGCAGACAAUGAACCUGAUUUUAGCUUGUAUGAUGGCCCCGGUGCAGGAAAAAGAGCUCGCGAUGAUACUGUGGAGGAAGAAACCAGACGCACUGUCCAGUCUUCAGUAGUUAUGCCGACUAUAGAAACUAAAUCUCGAGAGGCAGCCAUAAAUGAGUUAAAGGGGCAAGAAAAAAGAGAAGUGAGCGUAAGAAACCGGCGUAUGUUUUCCAAUUUACUGCUUGGCACUCUACAACGAUUCCAAAAGGAAGAAAAGAAAAUUUCUUCAACCGAAAAAGUUCAGGCGGAAAAGCAGGAGGAGGUAGAAAGGCGUUUACGCGAAACAGAAAUGGAAGAAAAGGAAAGGAUUGCGAAAGAGCGCAUGGAACUGCUUGAGAAAAGGCGUGAAAAAGAGCGUCAAAUAAAGGCCUUGCAAAGGAAGAAAGCAAUUAUACAAUAUGCAGAGCAAAAGUUGGAGCAUCUUCGCAAAUUAAAGAAUUUUAUCCAAACCCAAGCCAAGCCUUCUAUCUUUUAUAUGCCGUCGAAACACACAUUAAGAACGCUGGAGUUGUUGAAGAAUACUAGUAAAUUAAUGGAUGAUCGUAUUGAGCAUCGCCGACGUCAGAUGGAGGAAGAGCUGAAAACUCCUGAGGAAAGGGAGAAAAAAGCUGACGUCAAAGGGGACGAAGAUGAGAAUAAUGGUGUUAGCAGUGUGGGUGUACAGUCUGAUGCUCGAAGCACUGAGGAGAGUAAAACUGAGAACGCCUCCGAAAACGAGAAAAAGGCGGAAGACCCUUAUGAAGAAGAAAAAAUGAAUGGUUCCGUUAGACAAGACAAAAGUGAGGAUGAGGAGGAACAAACGGCAGAUUCAGACGAUGCAAAGGGCGAUCAGGAUUCAAAGAGAAGAGAAUCAGGUAAGGUAUCAGAGGAGGUAAGAAAGUCGAGUGAGGAGAGAAGUGAGCACUCAAGCAGAUCCAGUGACGAAGAUUAA
This is a messenger RNA of Enterobius vermicularis (human pinworm), 1191 nucleotides long. NCBI's taxonomy places the organism in Eukaryota, Metazoa, Nematoda, Chromadorea, Rhabditida, Oxyuridae. The record is from the annotation of a GenBank genome assembly.